AAAAAAAAAGGAAAAAAUGAAAAAAUAUAUUCUUUAUUGUUUUUAAACCUUCGAAAAGCUUAAACAGCAACAAACAAUCUCAGUUUUAACAGAUAAAGACAGCCUUGCAAUGCAAAACAUAAAUAUAAAUUUAUUUAUUUAUUUAUAAUCUGGCGUGCUCCAAGGCACACGCUCACGCAUUAACAUUUGCCAGUUCAUUUUUAAUUUUAAUUCUAAUGUCCUUUAAUUUUUUUGCUCUUCUUUGAGUCAUUCUCACAAACAACUGACAGGUGAGAGCUCCUAGAUCUCUCCUCGAUACUGUGACACCGAACAAUCUUCAUUUAUCAGCUUUUUUUUUUUGCCUUUUUGUAUUUGAAAUGGUUAUUAUUUCUUUAAAUCUUAUUGAUUGAAAGUUGAAACCUGGUGUCUGGUGAGAAAAAAGGAGGAGAAGAUUUGAUUGUAAUUUUGUGAGGAAACAUGGACGGUGGAGAUGGGACGGUGAGAUUAGGAGCUUUGAACUUGAAAGCGGGUCGAGGCUUCGAUUUGGAUCCAGAUGUCUCCGUUUCUUCUCCAGUAACCAGGCAAAAAGCGGCCGCCGCCAAACAGUUCAUUGAGAAUCAUUACAAGAACUACUUGCAAGGGUUGCAAGAGCGUAAGGAAAGACGGCGAGCACUGCAAAGGAGAGCAGAGGAAGCUCAGGUUUCCAGUGAGGAACAAGAGGAGAUGAUGAGGAAUUUAGAAAGGAGAGAAACUGAAUAUAUGAGGCUGCAAAGACGUAAAGUCGGAAUUGAUGAUUUCGAACAAUUAACUGUAAUUGGAAAAGGUGCAUUUGGCGAGGUAAGGUUAUGUCAAGCUAAAACCACAGGAGAGAUUUUUGCCAUGAAGAAGUUAAAGAAAUCAGAGAUGCUUAGUCGUGGACAGGUUGAACAUGUUCGUUCCGAGAGAAACUUGCUUGCCGAGGUUGAUAGCCGGUGUAUUGUAAAGCUGUUCUAUUCGUUUCAAGAUUCUGAUUUCUUGUACCUUAUAAUGGAGUAUUUACCUGGUGGUGACAUUAUGACACUACUGAUGAGAGAAGAUAUUCUUUCUGAAGAUGUUGCACGAUUCUAUGUGGCAGAGAGCAUUUUGGCUAUUCAUUCAAUUCAUCAACACAACUAUAUUCAUAGGGACAUUAAACCAGAUAACCUGAUACUAGAUAGGAAUGGGCAUUUGAAGCUAUCAGAUUUUGGAUUGUGUAAACCCCUGGAUGACAAAUAUUCAUCAAUUUUGUUGGAAGAUGAAGAUUUAACUUCCCAGGAAUCUACAAGUGAAGCUGAGGUCCAGUCAAGCUCUGAAAGACCCCCUUGGAUGAUGCCAAAAGAACAACUACAACAAUGGAAACGUAAUCGUCGUGCAUUGGCUUAUUCAACUGUUGGAACUCUUGAUUACAUGGCUCCUGAAGUUCUACUAAAGAAGGGUUAUGGGAUGGAGUGUGAUUGGUGGUCCCUAGGUGCAAUCAUGUAUGAGAUGCUCGUAGGCUAUCCUCCAUUUUGUUCUGAUGAUCCUCGGAUAACAUGCCGCAAGAUAAUCAACUGGAGAACCUGCUUGAAAUUCCCUGAUGAACCAAAAAUAACUGAUGAGGCUAAGGAUUUAAUUUGUCACCUGCUCUGUGAUGUUGAAACCCGCCUGGGCACCAGAGGUGUAGAAGAAUUGAAGGCACAUCCAUGGUUCAAAGGUGUGCAAUGGGAAAAACUAUAUGAAAUUGAAGCUGCAUAUAAGCCAACAGUGACUGGAGACUUGGAUACUCAAAAUUUUGAGAAGUUUCCUGAAAUUGAUGGCCCUCCCUCCGCAAUUCCACAAGUGGGACCUUGGAGGAAGAUGUUGACAUCAAAAGAUACCAAUUUCAUUGGAUUUACUUUUAAGAAAUCAGACAUCGUAAAGUCGCUUGAAAGUUCAGGUACUGACAUGAGAUCCAAUGGACCUUCAAAAGCUCCAUCUCUUAUUACCUUACUAGGUCGGAUUGAUCUUCAAGAAACCGUAAUACCAGAGGGAGAGCAGAAGCAGGAAACUUGAAUGGGAGCACCCUCUGUCAGCAUCGGUUGAGAGUAGGCGAUCUUCAGUUCAUCUCAGGUACACUCUGGGAAGCCAAAGGGGGAUCAUAUUAUAUGAGAUUGAAUUUGUCAAAGAAGAGCUGCUUGGAGACAUGAAUAAGGUCAAGUGAAAAGAUUGGAAGUAAUCUAGACCAAUACUUUUCUUUCUCCAAAAAUUGCUGUGUAUAAGAGCUACUGUAAAGCCGAAAAUUAUGUUCAAUUCAUUUUGACUGUAAUUUUUUUUUUUUUAUCGGAAUUCAAUUUUCCCUUCAUACAUAAACAAGUCACCAAAGAUUCCCAUUUUAA
Theobroma umbraticum is the source of this 2351-nucleotide messenger RNA. RefSeq names its product Protein kinase family protein. Gene Ontology annotation, biological process: protein phosphorylation. The record is from RefSeq and is a predicted model, not a curated record. Lineage: Eukaryota; Viridiplantae; Streptophyta; Magnoliopsida; Malvales; Malvaceae. Gene Ontology annotation, molecular function: ATP binding; protein serine/threonine kinase activity.